UCAGUCAACUCGUGUAGCCCGUCCUCGCCGUACUCGUACCUUCCAGAUCCUUUGCGGUCUUCUAGAAAAUUCGGCACGUUUCUCUCAAACACACCGCACAUUCUCAAGCUACGCUUGUCGCCGGUGUUUACAGUGUUCAUAAUUGCAGCGCGCCUCUGCCGUUACUCAUCGUGAUUAUUAUAUCAUCAUUUUAAUUCAAAGAUUCGCAUUUAACAAUGGCCAAGUGGGGUGAAGGUGAUCCGCGGUGGAUUGUAGAGGAACGUCCCGAUGCGACAAACGUUAAUAACUGGCAUUGGACUGAGAGAAAUGCAUCACCAUGGUCUCAGGAACGAAUGAAAGAGCUUUUCAAUAAUGUGCCUGUUGCUAAUGAGACUGCCAACCUUGUCAUUAAGAAAGUUGAGAAACUGGAUGGUGAAGCAUCAGCCAGUAACAGGAAAGGAAAACUUAUCUUCUUCUAUGAGUGGAACCUGGUUUUGAACUGGGAAGGCACUUUAAAGGAUGGUUCUGGGGCUGAACACACUGGAAAGGUUACAAUUCCUAAUUUAUCAGAGGAGAAUGAUGUUAAGGAUUUGGAUAUUCAAGUUUCAAUUGGAGAUCCAGAUGAAGAAGGAAUGAUUCUCAAGGAUAUCAUGUAUAGACAAGGUCGAGAAAUCAUCCGACACAAAAUUCAACAAUACAUUGAUGGUCUGCGCGUAGAGUUUUCCAAGGGUAUGAUUUUACCCAAGAAAGACGAAGUGAAACCCGACUCGGUAAAAACGCUCACGAGUGGCUUUAACAAAAAGAUCAACAUGGAACCAAUCGUAUCACCGAACGCGAAUGUUGGUCUUAAGAUCGAUACGAGCACGAUUAAAAUCAACCAAAAGUUCCAAUGCAAAGCGCGUGAGUUUUACGAUGCGAUGACUCGCAUAGAGAUGGUCACGGCGUUCACUCGAGGUCCAGUCAAGUUGGAGUUGUUCAAAGGCGGUAAAUUCGAGAUGUUCGGUGGGAAUAUCACUGGUAUUUUCGAGGAACUCGUGCCGAAUAGCAAAAUAGUCCAGCAAUGGAGAUACAAACAAUGGCCGGCUGGGCAUUAUUCGCUUGUUACUAUCGAUAUCAACGAAAAGGACGAUCACACCGAAGUGAAAGUAGUCCAGGCCGGUAUACCAAAAAGCGAAACAGACGUGACGAAAGAGAAUUGGGAGCGAUACUACUGGGAGUCCAUGAAGCGGACGUUCGGAUUCGGCGCGUUCAUCGCGUGAUAAGGUCACUCUAAGUGAUCAGCGGUCUGCACACAUCUGUACUGAAGAUGGACGAGAAAACGCAACUUUGAAUAUUUCACAGUUAGGGAAUUACGCGCUAUUAGUAAAUUUAAUUCGAUUUUGCGGUACCUAUGUUGAAACAGGAUUUACAAUAAUUGAAAAUAAUUGGUAUUCGUGUCUUUGCUACAAAGAUGUAAGGUGUAUGUUUCUCACAUGGUACUUAACUUAAUUUUUCAACCGAUCAACUUGAAUGCGUUCUUUGUAUCAUUUACACAUUAUCGUUGCGCAUGUAUUCAACUGGAACAAUGCUGGAAAAACCAAA
This is a messenger RNA of Dalotia coriaria, 1560 nucleotides long. Its product is annotated as activator of 90 kDa heat shock protein ATPase homolog 1. Gene Ontology annotation, molecular function: protein-folding chaperone binding; ATPase activator activity. The coding region runs from base 216 to 1238 and encodes 340 amino acids. Gene Ontology annotation, biological process: protein folding; positive regulation of ATP-dependent activity. The transcript has 4 exons. NCBI's taxonomy places the organism in Eukaryota, Metazoa, Arthropoda, Insecta, Coleoptera, Staphylinidae. Gene Ontology annotation, cellular component: cytosol. The record is from RefSeq and is a predicted model, not a curated record.